Neoarius graeffei (lesser salmon catfish) is the source of this 933-nucleotide messenger RNA. Its product is annotated as isoaspartyl peptidase/L-asparaginase. NCBI's taxonomy places the organism in Eukaryota, Metazoa, Chordata, Actinopteri, Siluriformes, Ariidae. The record is from RefSeq and is a predicted model, not a curated record. Bases 1 to 933 code for a protein of 310 amino acids. Gene Ontology annotation, molecular function: asparaginase activity. The transcript is spliced from 6 exons.
AUGAUGAAAGCUGUGUUGGUGGCGCAUGGUGGCGCAUGGGCCAUACCCGACGUAUUGGCUGAGGCAUCAGUGGCCGGGGUCAAAGCUGCUGCUCGGGCAGGGAGUGUUAUUCUGAAGAGUGGGGGGAGUGCGCUGGAUGCUGUUGAAGUGGCCGUGAGAGUGAUGGAGGAUAAUUCAGUUUUUGAUGCAGGUCAUGGCGCUGUGCUGAAUACUGAUGGAGACGUGGAGCUAGAUGCCAUGAUCAUGGAGGGAAAAACACUCAGCGCCGGUGCUGUUUCUUCAGCUAUAAAUGUUGCUAACCCAGUUAGCCUUGCCCGUGCUGUGAUGGAAAAGACUGAACAUGUCAUGUUGACUGGCCGAGGAGCAAACCUGUUUGCAGAAAGCAUCGGUGUUCCUACAGUCCCAUCACAAGCUUUGGUGACAGAGCAGGAGAUGAAAGAGUGGCAGCAUUACAAGAAGUAUAGUGUUGGUGUCAAAGAGCUUUUUAACUCAAAGUGUGGCCAUGACACAGUUGGAGCAGUGGCUCUGGAUGCAUUUGGGAACGUUGCCUGUGCAACUUCAACAGGAGGAAUCAGGAACAAAAUGGUGGGACGAGUUGGAGAUUCUCCUAUCAUUGGAUCAGGUGGAUAUGCAGACAAUAGGAGCGGUGCUGUGUCCUGCACUGGCCAUGGCGAGUCUAUUCUGAAAGUCACCUUGGCCAGGCUAAUCCUCUUUCACAUGGAACAAGGAAAGUCAGUGUGUGAAGCAGCUGAAUGCUCUCUGCAGUAUAUGGCUGAGCGUGUUCAUGGAGGUGGAGGAGCCAUAGUUGUGUCUCCCACUGGGGACUGGAGUGCGAUGUUCACCACAGAGCGCAUGGCCUGGGCUGCCUUCAAGGGCGAACGUCUCCACUACGGUUUAAACCCGAGAGAAAUGUUUCAGGAAACACUGAAUUGA